Molecule: messenger RNA, 2867 nt
Organism: Frankliniella occidentalis (western flower thrips)
Lineage: Eukaryota; Metazoa; Arthropoda; Insecta; Thysanoptera; Thripidae
Product: maternal embryonic leucine zipper kinase-like
Exons: 14
Coding region: 167-2116 (649 amino acids)
Biological process (GO): microtubule cytoskeleton organization; protein phosphorylation; intracellular signal transduction
Cellular component (GO): cytoplasm
Molecular function (GO): ATP binding; protein serine/threonine kinase activity; tau-protein kinase activity
Source: RefSeq, a predicted model, not a curated record
UCCUAAUCCUCCCCUCAGCCAUUGCCGAAGCGGGAGCGUGUUUUUGUUUUGCUUUUGUAAACGUUCGUCUGUGGCAUUCAAAUUUGAAUGAAACCGAAGCCACAGAUGUUAUUUUAAGUUUUUGGGUUUUAUUCUCUACCAGUCAUUGCAUCUUAGUGUUUCACAAAUGGCUCCUUAUCCUGUGCUAAGGGGGCUCUAUGAGCUUGAUAAAACUAUUGGUUGUGGUGGAUUUGCUAAAGUUAAAUUGGCGACUCACAUUUUAACUGGAGAGAAAGUGGCUAUAAAAAUAAUGGAAAAGCGAAGUUUAGGGGAAAAUUUGCACAGAGUGCGUGUCGAGUUGGAUGCCUUACAGUCUUUAUCACACAGACACAUUAGUCAACUUUAUCAAGUUCUUGAAACAGAAUCCCACUUUUUCCUUGUGGUGGAGUAUUGUUCAGGAGGAGAGCUGUUUGAUCAUAUAGUUGAAAAAAAUCGCUUAAGUGAGAAAGAGGCAAGAGCAGCAUUUCGACAAAUACUGUCUGCUGUUGCAUACUUGCAUAGUCUUGGAUUUGUUCACAGAGAUUUAAAGCCAGAAAAUGUGCUGCUUGACAAGGAUUUAAAUAUGAAGCUUAUUGACUUUGGCCUUUGUGCAAAACCAAGUGGAGGUCUUACUGGUUUCUUAUACACUUCUUGUGGCUCUCCAACAUAUGCUGCACCUGAGCUUGUCUUGGGUAAAAAAUAUUUAGGACAUGAAGUUGAUGUUUGGAGUAUGGGAGUUUUGCUGUACGCACUUUUAUGUGGUUUUCUUCCAUUUGAUGAUGAUAAAAUAGACACUCUAUAUAAAAAAAUUCUGGAAGGAAAAUAUGAAGAACCAGCAUGGCUUACUGCUGAAAGUAGGCGUCUGAUUAGAUCUAUGCUUCAAACCGAUCCCAAAAAGAGAGUUCGAGUUGACGAGUUGUUAAGUCAUCCGUGGGUAAUGAGAGGGUUUAGAGAACCUAUUCCACUCAAUAAUUCUUGUAAUAUGAAGGAACAUGAUAGUCAGUGUGUAAAUAUUUUAGCACGGCAUAAAAAUAUUACUCCUGAAGAAAUGUGGGAACUGCUGAGCAAAUGGAAAUAUGAUUACAAUACAGCUACAUAUUUUCUCAUGUUAAAUCGGAAAAGGAGAGGACUUCCUGUCCGAAUUUUUGGACCUGGUGCUACACCUUUCAGAAAUUAUAGGAAUAAUAUGCCCCUCACUACUACUGUUGAUUCUCAAAAAGUGGAGAGAGGACAAGAAUCAGAUAGCUCAAAGAACUAUUUGACUCCUAUUAAAAGACCCAUUGUUGAUGACACAACUCCAAUUGUCCCUGAUAAACGAGAAAGAACUGCUUUGACACCAGUUAAUGAAGAAUGGUCUGCAGUAGUCACAAAUGCAUCUCAUGCACCUGUGACCCGACAUCAGAAAAAUGUUUACCAGGUUUGCAAAACCCCAGCAAAGCCACCAGAGCCACCAAGUAGUGCCUCCAACGGGAAGAAAAGGCUUACGAAAAGACUCCACAGUCCAGGACCUGAUGAGUCACCAUCAUCACCUCGCCGCACUCGGAGGGAGGCGCCUCCACCGCCCGAGCCCGCGAGCAGGGCCGCCACGCCUGCGCCCUGCACGCCCACGCCAGACAGGGGCGAGCCCACGCCGGCGCGCGGCCUGCGGGGCUCCAUCGAGCGCUCGCUGCACCGCGUCAGGCACAUCCUCACCCCGAGGCGCAAGCUGGACGGCACGCUGGCGGACGGCGUCAGCCCGCUCGCGCCGCGCCCCGCCACGCCCGCCGUCCUGUCGGCCAAGGGGCUUUGCAACGUGUCCACGGCUAGUCACAGCGACCCCGAUGAGGUGCUGCAGGAGCUCCUCCAGGCGCUGGCGAGCAAGGGCAUCACCUGCAAACAGAAAGGGUUUACAUUGCGUGGCAAAGUGGACGCCGAGAAGGGUCACCAACUCUCCUUUGAGCUCGAGGUUUGCCUCAUUCAGACCUGCUCGCAAACCGUUCGCAACCCUCCCCCGCCCGUCGUUGGCAUCAGACGUAAGAGGCUGAAGGGAGACGCCUGGUGCUACAAGCGCGUCUGCGAGGAAGUGCUGGCACUCGCUCAGCAACAACGCAAGAUUUGAAUUGUAUCGUGUAAAAGUACAUUGGGCUGUCACACCUGGCAGAAAUGUAUUUGUACUACCUCAUAGUAUUUACAAGAUCUCUUUUCCACUCGGCGUGGAAAAGGUUCUGUUUUCGUGAAAAUCUAAGGCACAAACCUUUGGUGCCUUAGUUCUGUCCUUUGAAGUCUGAUCUGCCAUUGUUUAGUCGGUGAAACUCAUAAUUUUUUACAAGUUGACAUUAAAGUGACAUUAUAGAUAAUUUUGAUGGGGAGGCUCUCUCCGCAUUAUUAUAAAACCACCGUAUGAAUGACUAUUUAUUUAAGUUCAUGUUUGGUGUCAAAAAUGCUUUUAUAUAUAAUCGAUCACUCGAACUUUGGUCUUUCUUUUGGUCCCCUAUUACUUUGAUGGAAUUUUUCUAUGUUCGUUUUCAUUCUUGUGUCAAUUCUAUCAUCAUAUUUUAUAUAAAUAUGUUGACAAGAACCAUAUGUUGAACUUGAAAAUUGUUUCAUCAGAAUGCGGCUUUUUCCAUUACUGUAGGGGUUUUCUUCGUAUUUUAUUCGUGUAACAUAUGUAUGUAGAAUGUUUAGUUACUUUCCCUUGGUGGCUUAGACAUAUUCAAUUUUAUUCCUCUUUGUUUUACCAAUGCAAGUUAUCAUCUUGUGUUCUCAUGUACCCAUCUUAUGAAAACACUGUGAUUCAAAAAAGUGCCUUUUAUCAUUUUGAUAUUUUGUAAAAAUUUCAUUAAAGUUGAUAUAUGUAUAUUUUUAAUCUA